GGAGUCGUGGGGCUGUGGCUUGGCCGGCCCACUUGGGCUCCAUUCCACCGGGAGCCACCGAGCAGGAGUGAGUGUCGGCUCCUGUCUGCUGCUGCUGGGGCUGCGGCUGCGGCCGGGAGGCGACGGCAGCUGCCGAGGAGCGCCCUGCAGGCUCCCCCGACCCCGGUGCACAGGGUCCCCGCCGCCGCCGGGGCCAUGCUGGCCGGGCGGGCUGUGGCUUUCCUGUCCCUGACCUGGAGCGCCUACCAGAGCCUGGCCGUGCCCCGGGUCUCGGAAUGCGGCCUCUCCUGCUCCCAGGGCUUCACCUGCAGGAGCCGCAGGAGCCGGAACAUACUGAACAGCUUCUGCCGGCCACCCCCCGAGUCCGUGGCCCCGUCGGUCCUGGGGGCCCUGACGCUGUCCACCGCCAUGAAGUGCGCCCCCCGGGGCGGCUGCUCCCUGCUGCUGGACGUGCGUGCCUCCCUCACGCUGCACGAGAGCCUGCGGGGCCUGGAGGCCUGCUCCAUGAGCCUGGACACCCAGGAGACUCAGUGUCACACCGUGCGGGUCUCCAGGGCCUCGCGCCGGCAGCAGGAGGGGCGGCAGCUCCAGGUGCACUUCGACUGCUUUGAGGUGGGCGUGGCCCAGAGCCUCUACGUCACCCUGAGGACUGUCCCCCACUUCUGUGGGGUCCAGCUGGAGCAGCAGUACCAUGUGAAAGACUGCGGGGACGAGGACGUGGGCAGCAACGUGCCAGACUGCUUCGCCCAGAAGCUAUCCUACCGGGUGGACCGCAGCCGCAAGGUCAUCGUGGUACAGGUGCCCGAGGCCCCCGGGGGCCCCGACUACUUCAUGCGACUCUGCCUUAAGUGGAUCGCCUGCGAGGACGCAGGCGCACUAGUGCGGGUGACGGCGAACAGCGUCUCCCGGAUGGUCUCUCUGCCCUACAGCCAGGAGCUGCCCUGCCUGUGCCUAGAGAGCUGGUCUGCGACCCUAGAUGCAGUGCGGACCCAGACCUGCCCCUUUGCAAACGACACAGAGGCGCUGUGGGAGGCCAUCCGCUACCACCCUGGGAGCCAGGCGCUGAGCUGGGAGCCCGCCUGUCCGGUGAGCGGCCACGUGAGCCUGUGCUGGCGCCCGGACCCAGGGGCCCAGUGCCAGGAGCUGAAGCACUCAGUCCGGCCUGCACACCGCAGGGUGCAGUACUCGCCGGUGGACGCCCAGCCUCAGCUCUGCCUCCAGUUCUCCACGGGCCGGGGCUUCUGGGUGAGCUGCCCGUUCCAACGGCCAGGCUUCCCAGCCUGGAAGAUGACCGUCCAUCCGGCUCCCUCCAGGACCCACCUCCGGGUCGCCUUCUCCUCGCCCAGCCCUGCCCGUUUCCAGGUGCGCCUGUGUCACCGAAGGGAGAUGUGGCCCUUCGCCUGCCACCGAACAUUCCAGGCUACCGCCCUCUCUCCAGCCUCAGCGAACCUCACCGCGGACCCCGUCUUCGUGGACAUUCCCAGGGACGAGGCCUGUGGGCCCGACACCUGCAUCCAGGGCCAGAGGACGGACGCGCUCUUCUCGGGCCCCCAGCAGCUGUGCGCCCUGCAGUGCGGAGCUUGGGACGUCCUUGGGCCCAGACUGCGGGGACCUCAGGCUGAGCGGAAGACAGAGCUGCCACCCGGGGGACAGCUGGCUGAGACCGGUGUCUCAUCAAGAACAAGCAAGUGCCGGGGCUGGACUGCUGGGUGCAGUGGCGACCAGCUGGCGCCUGGGCACCCCGAGCCUUGACGGAGAAGGCCAGGCUCAGAGCGCGGGGUGACCCCCGGCCGAGGGGCCCAGGCCCCUGACAGCUCCGGGAGGGCUGCAGCUCGUGGGGCCCCUGCAGCUGGGCUGGCUGCUUGGGCUCCGGCAAAGGGCCUCAGCCCCUUCCUGACCCCCUGGGUGGGCAGCAGGAUGGCUGGGGCACAGCCCUUCCUCAGAUGACCUGGCCCCUGGCCUGCCCUGUCUCAGCUCGGUCCCGGCUCCCUCUGGGCGCCCCGUGGUCACAGCCACCCUCCCUGCUGGAUGGCUUUCCCCAGGCGCUGGCGUGCGGGGUGUGGGCCUGUCCUGUCUAUAGCUGACCAGCCCCGGUGGCCCAGACCCAUCUCCAGCUCCUGCCCAGAGCACCCCCAUGCUGGCGGGGGUGCCCCCCUAUUGCCCACGCUGGGCCGUCAUGCGGCCCCCACCUCAUGAC
This is a messenger RNA of Phyllostomus discolor (pale spear-nosed bat), 2197 nucleotides long. It is a transcript of the gene IL17REL, whose product is annotated as interleukin 17 receptor E like. The transcript is spliced from 17 exons. Gene Ontology annotation, molecular function: interleukin-17 receptor activity. Lineage: Eukaryota; Metazoa; Chordata; Mammalia; Chiroptera; Phyllostomidae. Bases 196 to 1752 code for a protein of 518 amino acids. The record is from RefSeq and is a predicted model, not a curated record.